Messenger RNA from Engraulis encrasicolus (European anchovy), 1950 nucleotides. RefSeq names its product tyrosinase-related protein 1b (gene tyrp1b). The transcript is spliced from 8 exons. The record is from RefSeq and is a predicted model, not a curated record. Gene Ontology annotation, cellular component: melanosome. Bases 287 to 1870 code for a protein of 527 amino acids. Lineage: Eukaryota; Metazoa; Chordata; Actinopteri; Clupeiformes; Engraulidae. Gene Ontology annotation, molecular function: oxidoreductase activity. Gene Ontology annotation, biological process: melanosome organization; melanocyte differentiation.
CUACAGUACAACACAGGGGAGUGAGUGAGCAAGACAAAGAGAGGGAGUGAGAGAGAGAGGGAGCAAGAGAGAGAGGGUGGAGAGAGAAAAAAGGAUACUGAGUGAGAGGAAACAGAGGAAGAAAGAGAGAGAUCACAAACGACUUCACAUGAGAUGAAGUUCUGAAUGAACUACAGCCUUGUAUUUCCUAGCCAGUGGCUUUGCCUAGUUAAGUGAUCUAGAGAGGAGCGGAGAAUCGUUGAGCUGACACUGCCUUAUCUCCGUAUUGGGUGAGAGUAAACUCAGGAUGUGGCGGACUGUGUUGUUGUUGUGUGUGAGUGCCACGCUGGUGCAGUGCCAGUUUCCACGGGAGUGUGUGACAGCUGAGGGCCUGCGGAGUGGCCAGUGUUGCCCCUCUCCACCAGGGACCACCGAUGACCCCUGUGGUGUCAGCCAGGGCAGAGGAGCAUGUGUGUCUAUAGUGGCUGACAGGCGCCCCCAUGGUCCACAGUACCCCCAUGAUGGCAGGGAUGACAGGGAGCGUUGGCCAAUACGCUUCUUUAACCGCACGUGUCAGUGUGCUGGAAACUUCUCCGGCCACCACUGUGGACGCUGCCGUCACGGCUUUUCUGGACCCAACUGUGAUCAGCGUGUGACAGUGGUCCGCCGUAACAUAAUGCAGAUGAGUGCGGGUGAAAAGCAAGCAUUUGUAAACGCACUGGACAUGGCCAAGCGCACUGUCCACCCAGACCUGGUCAUCUGCACCCGUCGCUACCAAGACAUCUAUGGGGCGGAUGGUAACACCCCACAGUUUGAGAACAUCACCAUCUACAACUACUUUGUGUGGACACACUUCUUCUCUGUCAAGAAGACCUUUAUGGGAGCAGGGCAGCCCAGCUUUGGUGGAGUGGACUUCUCCCAUGAAGGUCCGGGAUUUGUCACCUGGCAUAGAUAUCACCUGCUGCAUCUAGAGAGAGACAUGCAGGAUAUGCUCCAGGACCCGACGUUUGCCCUGCCCUACUGGAACUUUGCCAUCGGGGGCACAGAGUGUGACAUCUGUACAGAUGACCUGAUGGGAGCACGCAGCAGCUUUUUGAGCAACGGGAUCAGCCCAAACUCUGUAUUUUCACAAUGGAGGGUCAUCUGUGAGAGUGUGGACGACUACGACACAUUGGGCACCAUUUGCAAUAGCACUGAAACCAGUCCCAUCCAGAGGAACCCUGCUGGCAACGUGGCCCGGCCCUUGGUGCAGCGUCUGCCUGAGCCUCAAGAUGUGGUGGACUGCCUGGAGCUCAACGCAUUCGACACGCCGCCCUACUACUCCACAUCAUCCCAGAGCUUCAGGAACACGAUAGAAGGUUACAGUGCCCCUCAAGGUGGCUAUGAUCCCGUGGUGCGCAGCCUCCAUAACUUGGCCCACCUCUUCCUGAACGGCACGGGCGGUCAGACACACCUCUCCCCCAACGACCCCAUCUUUGUCCUGCUGCACACCUUCACUGAUGCCAUUUUUGAUGAGUGGCUGAGGAGACAUAGUCCAGGUGAAGUUGUUUAUCCAGAAGAAAACGCCCCUAUUGGACACAAUCGGCAAUUUAACAUGGUGCCAUUCUGGCCACCUGUGACCAAUGCUGAGAUGUUUGUGGCAGCUCCAGACAACCUGGGAUACACGUAUGAGGUUCAGUGGCCAACUCGUGCUUACACUCUGUCUGAGAUCAUCACCAUUGGGAUCGUUGUUGCCGUGCUGGUGGUAGCUGUGAUAGGUGGAGUCAUUUUCUGUGCCAUUCGAGCACGGUCCUACAAUGCUGAAGGCCUGGAGCCAUUGCUUGGGGAACAGUUCCGGCGUUACUCGGAAGAUGAGAGACGAGUAGUGGAUAAGAUCCAGUCUGUGGUCUAAGGGGGGCGGUUGGAGUGGUUCUCUGUAUUUGUGCUUUUAUAAUUAUUUUUCGUGACCCCAUCAGGGGAAAUAAAGUCAUA